GUAUUUACACUUGUGUUCCGGGGUCGGUCAGUCAGUGUACACAGUUAAAUAAUAUAAUCAGUUUGUACCUUUUUCCCUUUUCUUUUCACAUAUUUAUAACACGGACCAUUCGGAGGAGACUGAUUUAUUUCUAAGAAGAAGAGACAAUUAGACUUCGGCACCGUCUGGACGUCUGUAAAGAUGAAUUUCUUGAGAGGAGUGAUGGGUGGGCAGGCAGCCGGGCCACAGCCGUCUGGAGCGGACACGAUCCAGAAGUUGUGUGACCGGGUAGCCUCCUCAACGCUCCUAGAAGAUCGCAGAGAUGCUGUCCGUGCUCUUAAGUCCCUCUCUAAGAAAUAUCGCAUGGAAGUUGGCACACAGGCGAUGGAUCACUUGAUUAACAUACUGCAAACUGACAGGUCUGACUCUGAGAUCCUGGGCUAUGCUUUGGACACAUUGUACAACCUCAUCUGCAACGAUGAGGAGGAGGAGCAAGAUGAAUCAGAAGACGCUGUAACCCAUAUCCCUGUCUCAGGGAAGCGUAAGAAUGCUUCCGCGCCUGACGAGACUGCACAGAAGCAGGCAGAUGACCUCGGUGCUCAGUUCACAGAAAUGUUCAUCCAGGAUCCUGAACACGUGACCCUGCUCCUCACUCUACUGGAGGAUUUUGACUUCCAUGUACGUUGGCCCGGGGUGAAGCUAUUGACUGCUCUCCUAAAGAACCAGGGUGUCCAGCUCCAAGGGAUCAUUCUAGUCAGCCCCAUGGGUGUUUCCAGAUUGAUGGACCUGUUGGCAGACUCUAGGGAGGUGAUUCGCAAUGAUGGCUUAUUGCUGCUUCAACAGCUGACAAAAAGCAAUGCUGCCAUUCAAAAAAUUGUGGCCUUUGAAAACGCAUUUGAACGUCUUCUAGAUAUCAUCACAGAGGAGGGCAGCAGUGAUGGAGGUAUUGUGGUGGAGGACUGUUUGCUCCUGCUGCUCAACCUGCUAAAGAACAACAGCUCCAAUCAAAACUUCUUCAAGGAGGGCUCCUACAUCCAGAGGAUGAAGCCCUGGUUUGAGGUCGGGGACGAUAACUCUGGUUGGUCCGCACAGAAAGUCACCAACCUCCACCUCAUGCUGCAGUUGGUGCGCGUCAUGGUGUCUCCAGUGAACUCUCCUGGAGCCACUGCCAGCUGCCAGAGGUCCAUGUACCAGUGUGGUCUGCUGCAGCAGCUGUGCACCAUCCUCAUGGCCACUGGUGUGCCUGCUGACAUCCUCACCGAGACCAUCAACACCGUGUCCGAGGUUAUCAGAGGCUCGCAGAUCAACCAGGACUACUUUGCCUCCGUCAACGCUCCGUCAAAUCCACCAAGACCAGCCAUCGUGGUGCUGCUCAUGUCCAUGGUGAAUGAGAGGCAGCCAUUUGUGCUUCGCUGUGCUGUGCUCUACUGUUUCCAGUGUUUCCUCUACAAAAACCAGAAAGGACAGGGGGAGAUAGUGGCUACACUGCUGCCCUCCACCAUCGAUGCUAACUCCAUCUCAGCGGGCCAGCUGCUGUGCGGAGGCCUGUUCUCAGCAGACUCUCUGUCUAACUGGUGUGCCGCUGUGGCAUUGGCUCACGCCCUGCAGGACAACCUCACUCAGAAGGAGCAGCUGCUGAGGGUCCAACUCGCCACCAGCCUGGGAAAGCCCCCUGUCUCCCUGCUGCAGCAGUGCACCAACAUCCUCUCGCAGGGCAGUAAAGUUCAGACGCGGGUCGGCCUCCUCAUGCUGCUGUGUACGUGGAUCAACAACUGUCCGAUAGCUGUCACACACUUUUUACACAACCAGGAAAACGUUCCCUUUCUGACGGCUCAGAUCUCUGAGAACCUGGGAGAGGAUGAAAGGCUGGUGCAGGGCCUGUGUGCACUACUUCUUGGGAUCUGCAUCUAUUACAACGACAACUCGCUGGAAAACUACACCAAAGAGAAGCUAAAGCAGCUCAUCGAGAAGCGGAUCGGGAAGGAGAACUUUGUAGAGAAACUGGGCUUCAUCACUAAACAUGAGCUGUACUCGCGGGCGGCCCAGAAGCCGCAGCCCGUCUUCCCGUCUCCAGAGCAAAUGCUGUUUGACCACGAGUUCACCAAGCUGGUCAAAGAGUUGGAGGGUGUGAUCACCAAAGCGGUUCAUAAGUCCAGUGAGGAGGAGAAGAAGGAAGAGGAGGUUAAGAAGACGUUAGAGCAGCAUGACAACAUCGUAACACAGUACAAAGAGCUGAUCAGAGAACAGGAUGCUCAGAUCCAGGAGCUGAAGGAGCAGGUGUCGACCAUGUCAGCUCAGAACGAACAGAUGCAGACUUCACUCACACAACAGCUGUCCCAGAUCCAGCAGCACAAAGAUCAGUACAACAUCCUCAAGCUGAAAUUAGGUAAGGAUAACCACAGUCAGUCAAACAGUCAGGGAGACGGCUCGCAGAUGAACGGGCUACAGAUGGAGGAGGUCACGCAGCUCAGAGCGGAGCUGGAGGAGCUCCGCAUGCAACACACACUCCUUCAGACACAACUCGGCGACAAAGACACACUCAUCAACAGCCUGAGGUCAGAGCCGUCCAAGACAGCAGAGGGUUCAGCAGCAGAGUCAGACAACUCAGAACUGCUCAAGGAGCUGGAGGCUCUGAGGAGUCAGGUUCAGUCACAGUCUGCAGAAAUCAACCAGAUGAGGACAGAAAGAGAAGAGCUGCUGAGGAGAGCGGAAGCUGCAUCCUCAGAAGCAGCUCCCUGCAGUGACAGCUCAUUAGAUGCUCAGAAGAUGGCAGAACUAGAGAGCAGACUCGCAGCCCAGACGAACGAGACGGAGAGACUCAAGGCGGAGGCAAAGAGCUUGUCACAGAGCCGGCUGGAGCUGGAGCAGCAGCUUGCUUCAGCCACCAGCACGGUGGCCAUCCUCCAGACAGAGAAGGCUAAGCUACAAACAGAGGUGCAGGAGUCUAAGAAGGAGCAGGACGACCUGCUGAUGCUGCUGGCGGAUCAGGACCAGAAGAUCCACAGCCUCAAACAGAAACUCAAAGACCUGGGAGAGACGGUGGACGAUGAGGAUGACCUCGACACUAGGGACCAAACAGACGACGACUACGAGGAGGAAGAAGACGAGGACUAGAGGAGAAGAAAAGAAAAAACACUGAAAGAAGCAAAAGGAGAGAUUUGACUGCCAGAAGGCAAGAAAGGACUUUUCAGAAACACACCUGAGAAACUGAACUGGAGGACUAAUACUGAAAGUUUCUCUCCCUGGCUGCCAUGCUAUGUUCAUUUUUCUUUAUACCAGUUCAUCACAUCAUGCAUACGUGUUAGUUUAAAAGAUGUGUUUUAGCUCCUGAUGCUGUUUAUUCAGAACAGCAAAAACAUAUAAACAUGUCAGUUAAUUCAUCUCUGCCACCUUCUCAGCAUCAGAUUGUGAUGGAUUUUUACCAGUUUUGUGUUGAUUGUAACAUAUUGUCACAUAGUGUUAGGUUCACUUUAACACAUAAGCCACCUGGGGAACUCACAGAUGAGGAUAUAAAAUGUAGCAAAAAAUACAAUUAGCAGAUUUAAUAUUCUUACUUCAUCAUAAUGCUGGUGAAAUUUGCUGGGAGGGUUUCCCCGCUCCCUCCCUUAUUGACACAGCAUCAGGACCCCCUGAAGCGUAUCACUGUGCUGACCACUCAAUUUAUCUUCAUACCCAUUGGUCAGUCCAUGUUCAGUGUAUCACAGUAUUUCAGCUCUGAGUUGUUUCAUUUCACACUCAAAAAAAAAAAAAAAACCUAACUGCUCUACAAUAUGCUGCAAGAAAAAAACACUGACAGAAAAAGAUGUAAAGACAAAAAAGAUAUUUUUGCAACUUUUUGUCCAGUUCUGGCAUCCAGCUUCUGUAUGAUAUUGUGUAACUUAUCAAUAUAUGAGCCACAUUGAUAUGAAUAAAGAAUCUAUUAGUCUGUAUGCCUGUAUAGUGGGAUAAUUGUAGAUAAAUUAAAUUUUACUAAAUCCACAGAGA
Messenger RNA from Labrus bergylta (ballan wrasse), 3963 nucleotides. Lineage: Eukaryota; Metazoa; Chordata; Actinopteri; Labriformes; Labridae. The record is from RefSeq and is a predicted model, not a curated record.